GGUUCUUUCCCUCAGGGAUACCAGUGCGAGUUUCAAAGGCGCCUUGCUGCCCUUGCAGCUAAUCACCGUCAAGGAGAACCCAUAACUGAACCCGAUGAGCUGAAGGAGCAUAGACAGUAUGAUGCCAUCAGGACCACCAAUAUGGACGAGCCCCCUAGGUCGCUAGGGCCGCCCUAGGCUUUGGUGACGAUAUCAACGCACAGCAUCCCCACUAGUGCAUCAUGAAAAACAAACAGCCCGAGGACGAGUGCAGAAGGGACAAGUGAAAACCGUAUCCAGGCUUCGGGCUCCUGGCUGCAGUCAGUCUAAGGGUUUCGACUGCUAGAAACAAUGCGAUUCUCAAUAUAUAGUUACACACCUAGCAAUCUAUCGGGAAAGUUGGCUUCAACCAGCUGCCUUUUUCAUGGUCUUUUGUAUCUACCCAGACAUUUCGAAUCCGCACAAUCACCUCACGGGUCAAUUUAGAUAUGUAUAUUUGUCCCUCAUCCAGGAUAUCCUUUUUCUCACUGGUUUAUUGAAGAAGGGUUGUUGAAUGAUCCGGAUUAGAAAUGCCAAUAUAUACAUACACUCUUCUUAUCCACAGUAUGCUGAUGGGUUUUCUUUGGGGGAAAAAAAAAAAAAAAAACUUUAAGAAAACUUAUCACAUUCAUCAGACAACAUAACCUACCAUUGGGUGUUGCAUGGCUCAAAAGGACCCUGGAGAGUGGCAUUCUCUUGAGCGGUUUCUGGGGUACCUGCUCUAGAUCUGAAACAUAAUCCUAUAUGAACAGCAGCCAAGAGUGACAGAAAUGAUUGACUAAACGAUUUUUUGCAUGGUUUGUGUUGUGGAAUAUGCAGGUGGAAUACAACCUAGCCAUUCAAGCAUUAUUAGGUUGCAGUUAAUCUGUACAUACAUAUCGAUAUAUGUAUGUAACACUCAACUGAUUUUUAUCCGUGGAUUUCAGCAUAUAUAAUAAUCUAAAACUAUUCUACGGCCACACUCUUCUCCUCUUCUGAUAAGUUAAAAAAUACUCAAUCUAAAUAUUGUGGAACAGAAUUGGAUAUUAGUGAAUGAUAUGUAUUUUAUUAGAUGUGUAUGACACUCAACUGUGUGUCUAGCAACAUCAGAAAUGCACCGCGAUACUACCACCCCCAAAUACCCCCCCCUUCCCUUGCCCCCCACGCCGUGGAGAGACGAGGGCGCCACAGUAUUACAUUAACGUUACUCCAUACAAAUGACAUACAAUGAGCUGAACGUGAAAAUACUUAUCGCUCACGUCCCGGCUGAUGGGCUCAACUGUCACCACGGGCGGAAGAUGUAGGAAGAUCCAACAUGUAUUACGCUGCGUAGAGAUAGAUAGAGACGGGAGGGGAGGGCUUGUGAGGACAGAUCCUUACGAGCUCACCGGAGGACCGGACGCUUGUGUAUUUUAUAUUAUUAUUAUUAUUAUUCUGACGGAAGCCGGCGGGCAUAUAGGAAUUAUAAAAAUCAGGAUUUUACUGUGUACAGUACUGCGUAAAUACACGAGGCGGAUAUUGAUAUGGCCGCAAGAAAAAGAAAAAAAUUGGUUGAGGUGGAGAACCAACAGAAGCUGUAACCGUAUUACGGCGAGUAUGACGGUGGCCCAGUGAAGCAGGUGCGUUAGGCUGUAUAUCUUGGCGGUAAUAUGGUACUGGUAAUACGGGAUCUCAAAGCGAGGAAAUUUUGGCCUUGGGACCUUAACUUUUUUCUGUCUUCUUGUUUUCAAUCAUAAUCUUUUCUUUUUGCUCUCCGCUUGUCUCCUCCCUCUCUUCUUCUCUCCUCCCUCCGCAAUUACUUUCAUAUCUCACUGCUAGCUUUCCCUGUCUUAUCUCUCGUCAAUCAUUGAGAUCUCUUUCUCUUUCCCCUUCAUUCCCCAUGGCUACAUCUCUCAGACUGGGGAGCUCUGCUCUCCGCUCCUCCUUUGUUUCCAAACCCGCUGUCCAGUCUGCCGCCUUCAAUAGCUUGAGAUGCUAUUCCUCUGCUAAGACUAAGUCGCUCAAAGAUACCUUCGCCGAUAUCAUCCCAGCUGAGAUCGAGAAGGUCAAGAAGCUGAGAAAAGACUAUGGAGACAAGGUUAUUGGUGAAGUCACUCUUGGCCAGGUCUACGGAGGUGCUCGGGGAGUCAAAUCCCUUGUCUGGGAGGGAUCCGUCCUCGAUCCUGAGGAGGGAAUUCGCUUCCGGGGCAAGACUAUCCCGGAAUGCCAGAAACUACUUCCCAAAGCCCCUGGUGGAGAGGAGCCUCUGCCAGAAGGUCUUUUCUGGCUUCUUUUGACCGGCGAGGUCCCAAGUGAACAACAGGUCCGCGCCCUAUCCGCAGAUUGGGCUGCCCGCUCCGAUAUCCCCAAGUUCAUUGAGGAGCUGAUCGACCGCUGCCCAUCCACUCUGCACCCAAUGGCCCAAUUCUCCCUAGCCAUCACUGCUCUUGAGCACGAGUCCGCCUUCGCCAAGGCCUACGCCAAGGGUAUCAACAAGAAAGACUACUGGACAUACACCUUCGAGGACUCCAUGGACCUGAUUGCCAAGCUGCCCACCAUCGCCGCCAAGAUCUAUCGCAACGUGUUCAAGGAUGGAAAAGUUGCCCCCAUUCAGAAGGAUAAGGAUUACGGUUUCAACUUGGCCAAUCAGCUUGGCUAUGGUGACAACAACGACUUCGUUGAGCUGAUGCGCCUGUACCUGACCAUCCACUCCGACCACGAGGGUGGAAACGUCAGCGCUCACACCACUCACUUGGUUGGAAGCGCCUUGAGCUCUCCUAUGCUUUCUCUUGCUGCUGGCCUUAACGGCCUCGCUGGUCCUCUCCACGGAUUGGCCAACCAGGAAGUCUUGACCUGGCUUAUGGAGAUGAAGAAAGCCAUUGGCAAUGACCUCAGUGACCAGGCCAUUAAGGAUUAUCUGUGGUCCACACUGAACGCGGGUCAAGUUGUUCCCGGCUACGGCCAUGCCGUCCUCCGCAAGACUGACCCACGCUACACCUGCCAGCGUGAAUUUGCUCUCCGCAAGCUUCCCGAUGACCCUAUGUUCAAGCUGGUCAGCCAAGUUUACAAGAUCGCGCCUGGCGUUCUGACCGAGCAUGGCAAGGUCAAGUCGCCAUAUCCCAACGUCGACAGCCACUCAGGCGUCCUCCUUCAAUACUAUGGCUUGACUGAGGCCAAGUAUUACACUGUGCUCUUUGGUGUCUCCCGAGCCCUCGGCGUGCUCCCACAGCUGAUUAUCGACCGCGCGCUGGGAAUGCCAAUUGAGCGACCCAAGAGCUUCAGCACUGAGGCAUAUGCCAAGCUCGUGGGAGCCCAACUGUAAGAUAAUAAACGGAUAGAAAAAAGGUAUAGGCUGGGUUCGUGGUGAUUUGCCACUUUGUAUUUUUGGGAGUUUCUGUUCGUUUCCUUUUCUUUCUUUCUUUCUUUUUUUUUGUGGUUAAUAAAUUUAAAUUCUAAAUUCAAUUAUUUGCUAUAUACACUGCGAUCCACGAGGAGCUUGUAGUUUUCGCUAAGUAAAAUUUCUGAUGAAUGUAGCCAACCGGGUUAAGAGAGUACAUGGUAGAAAUGAUCCUUGAUGGUGUCAUUUUAUAUAAAAGAGGUAAAGUGAAUGCGUGCGGGAAAAGCAACAACCCCUUCAGUAGAGCACUCUACAUUACAACUAUUUUCUAUU
Molecule: messenger RNA, 3646 nt
Organism: Blastomyces gilchristii SLH14081
Lineage: Eukaryota; Fungi; Ascomycota; Eurotiomycetes; Onygenales; Ajellomycetaceae
Product: citrate synthase, mitochondrial
Exons: 8
Coding region: 1877-3298 (473 amino acids)
Biological process (GO): carbohydrate metabolic process; tricarboxylic acid cycle; citrate metabolic process
Cellular component (GO): mitochondrial matrix
Source: RefSeq, a predicted model, not a curated record